AUGCAGUUCGGAAAAUCAGUCGGAACUGCAUGCAGUACGUUCGCGAUCACCAAUAUCGAUGACAUCUUUGUUUUGGCUACCUUCUUCGCAGAGGCAUCCACUAGUGCGACUCUCACACCCAUCAAGAUUACUAUCGGCCAAUAUGUCGGAUUCACCAUAAUCAUGGCUGUUGGCAUGAUUGGCUUCGCUGUUUCUAUGGUGCUCCCCUCUGAGCCGAUCGGAUUCCUCGGUCUACUGCCAAUGUUACUGGGAGUCUGGAAAUUGAUCGGACUUCUCCUUCCGGUUAAGGGAGAAGAAGGAGAAGAAGCAGAGGAAUCGCAUAUAUCGGGUGCGAAGAGUAUAUUGAAAGUUUCACUUGUCACUAUAAUGAACGGCGGAGACAAUAUUGGAACUUACAUUCCUCUGUUCUCGCAAGCUAAAGGUGCAGAAAUAGCGAUUUAUGUCGUUAUUUACUAUAUAUUACUCGGGUUGUGGUCCUAA
This is a messenger RNA of Penicillium malachiteum, 480 nucleotides long. RefSeq lists its product as uncharacterized. Lineage: Eukaryota; Fungi; Ascomycota; Eurotiomycetes; Eurotiales; Aspergillaceae. The record is from RefSeq and is a predicted model, not a curated record. The transcript has a single exon. Bases 1 to 480 code for a protein of 159 amino acids.